Messenger RNA from Symphalangus syndactylus (siamang), 595 nucleotides. RefSeq names its product ATP synthase F(0) complex subunit C2, mitochondrial-like. Gene Ontology annotation, molecular function: proton transmembrane transporter activity. The record is from RefSeq and is a predicted model, not a curated record. Gene Ontology annotation, biological process: proton motive force-driven ATP synthesis. Lineage: Eukaryota; Metazoa; Chordata; Mammalia; Primates; Hylobatidae.
UGCACUGGGAGCAGCUCUCCUGCUACAGCCCCUCAGCCCCUGAAAAUGUUCGCCUGCUCCAAGUUCAUCUCCUCUCCCUCGUUGGUCAAGAGCACCUCACAGCUGCUGAGCCAUCCGCUAUCUGCAGUGGUGCUGAAACGACCGGAGAUACUGACAGAUGAGAGCCUCAGCAGCUUGGCAGUCUCACGUCCCCUUACCUCAUUUGUCUCUAGCCGCAGCUUCCAAACCAGCACCAUUUCAAGGGACAUUGACACAACAGCCAAGUUCAUUGGAGCUGGGGUUGCCACAGUUGGGGUGGCUGGCUAUGGGGCUCAGAUUGGGACUGUGUUUGGGAGCCUCAUCAUUGGUUAUGCCAGGAACCCUUCUCUGAAGCAACAGCUCUUCUCCUACGCCAUUCUGGGCUUUGCCCUCUGAGAGGCCAUGGGGUGAUUUUGCCCGAUGGUGGCCUUUCUCAUCCUCUCUGCCAUGUGAAGGAGCCAUCUCCACCUCCCAUCGUUCUUUCUCCCACGUGUGGUCGGCCCCGUGUGUUCCUUUUCCUAUACCUCCCCAGGCAGCCUGGGGAACAUGGUUGGCUCAGGAUUUGACAGAGAAAAGA